CGGCGGGACAGGGCAAAGAGGCGCCUCCUUCCCGCAGCAGGAUUUGAAUAACCAGCCCGGCCCCGCUGCCACCAUGCCCGCCCGCUGCCUGCUGCUCCUGGGGCUGCUCCUGCAGCUGCCAGCCGCCUUCUGCCAGCAAGCCCGGGGCAGCCUCCAGCCGUGGUCACAGGGCGUCAUCGCAGUAGUUGUGUUCCUAGUCCUGGUGGCCAUCGCUUUCGUGGUCAACAGGUUCUGGUGUAAGGACAAAGUGGAAAGUGCUGAGAACGUGGUGAGUGUGGAGGACAAGCCAGAUGCUGUCACGUCCAACGGCCAUGAGGGGAGAUACGUAUCAGCUGCAGCUGACUUCAGGUCCAAAGAGAACCAGCAUGCCUACGAGAACACCGUGGAGCCUGAGGAGAGGGUGAUCACCACAGCCAUGUAGCAGCACCCACCCACCCACCACCCUCCUCUGCCCUCGAUCCGCUCCCGCUGCUGUGAUGGGCAUUUCCACAGAGACCCUCUGCCCUGGCACCCCGUGACUGAGGGGCCCUGGCCUCUCCACAGCACCACCACCUCCUGA
Messenger RNA from Zonotrichia leucophrys gambelii, 559 nucleotides. RefSeq names its product PDZK1 interacting protein 1 (gene PDZK1IP1). NCBI's taxonomy places the organism in Eukaryota, Metazoa, Chordata, Aves, Passeriformes, Passerellidae. The record is from RefSeq and is a predicted model, not a curated record. The transcript has 5 exons. The coding region runs from base 74 to 421 and encodes 115 amino acids.